AUGUCGAACCGAUUAUUACGCGACAAUGAAAUUCAGGAUUAUCUCGAUAUACCCUCAGGUAGUGAGGAUGAGGAAGAUCAUUCGGAAGCUGAAAGCGAUGAUGACAUCAACAAUAUCCAGUCUACCCUCAAUCUCUUUGCGGAAUCAACUAGCGACAUAGAAAUAUCACGAAGUUUGUCUCCAGCUACCGUGGAUGUUCGUGGAUCUACUUCUCAGCCCAGUACAUCAGGUGCAUUUUCAGAGUCUACUUUGGAUGGCCCCAGGCAAUCACGCAAUUCAAGACGGUCCUCAAUUUCCAUCCCUUUAGCUAAUAGAACUAAAAACCAGUUCUCUGUAUCGUAUUAUACGUCUCCAGAACUGAUUUCAUAUUUGGCCAAAGAAGGAAUACAAUCGUUAGGGACAGUGAACAAAGGUCGUUUAGGAAAAGACCUUCAAAAACCUUCUCUAAAGGACCCGAAAAAAGAUAAAGUGGAGAGGGGAUUUUCCGAAGAAUGGGUGGCUGAUGCUGAUGGAACUGAUGUCGUAACAGUUUUAUGGUACGAUAACAAACCUGUUGUCUUAUCAUCAUCUUUUGUGGGUCAACAGCCGUCACAAUCCGUAAAGAGGUACUGCAAGAAACAGAAAAAAUAUAUACAAGUAGAUUGUCCCCAAGUAGUCAAAACGUAUAAUCAGCAUAUUUUCCUAGAAACGAGACAGUAA
Arctia plantaginis is the source of this 699-nucleotide messenger RNA. The record is from the annotation of a GenBank genome assembly. NCBI's taxonomy places the organism in Eukaryota, Metazoa, Arthropoda, Insecta, Lepidoptera, Erebidae.